AAUAGUAGAAAUAGUGGGACGCUUGGAGCCAUUAGAUACCUCCUCCAAAGUCCAAACUCCACAGCCAAAUCACUAAUCAGAUCGCAUACAUCUCUGCUGCUUUUGCUCAUCUUACUUCCUAUUUAGUCUUUUAAGUACUUUUUCUUCUUCUUUUGCGGAGGAUAAAGGAGGAAGAGGAGGAGCGACGAAUCAUGGCUUGGUCCUUCACCCCAAAGCACACAUCUCUGACGGCCUUUGCCGCCUGUCUCAUCUUUGUUUGUUCAGUUUCGACCCACACGGCUGCCGACCAUGCACUGACGGCAUACCAAGUCCUCCAGGGAUAUGGCUUCCCGGUGGGUAUCCUCCCAAAGGGUAUUCUGGGCUACGAUCUGGAUACAUCCACCGGAAAAUUCUCGGCCUACCUGAAUGGUACUUGUGCUUUCUCCCUUGAGGGUUCCUACAAGCUCAGGUACAAAUCCACCAUCACCGGCGUUAUCUCGCAGAACAAACUCAGGAACCUCAAGGGCGUGAGCGUGAAGGUGCUUUUUCUGUGGCUCGACAUUAUUGAGGUUACUCGGAGUGGCGACAAGCUCGACUUCUCGGUGGGGAUCGCUUCUGCUGAUUUCGAUAUCGAUAACUUUGUGGAGAGUCCGCAGUGCGGCUGCGGAUUUGACUGCGUCACUGCUCAGGUUGAGCAAGCAAGCAAGAUCAGAGUUAACCGAUUUGUUUCUUCUUCCUAGUUCACGGAUGGGAGAUUCUCUCCCUGUGGAGGCAAGUUUUUCUUUUUCUUAAUUGUGGUCAGUGGGAUAAAACAUAAUUUUCACUUCAUCUCUAUCUGUAGUUGAGUUUGACAUGCACGGUAGAUAAAAGCUCCUUGAAAACAGGUGUUUAGCUCUGAGCAGCUUAACCAA
Nelumbo nucifera (sacred lotus) is the source of this 890-nucleotide messenger RNA. RefSeq lists its product as uncharacterized. NCBI's taxonomy places the organism in Eukaryota, Viridiplantae, Streptophyta, Magnoliopsida, Proteales, Nelumbonaceae. The record is from RefSeq and is a predicted model, not a curated record.